AAGAAAGGCUGGAAGAUUGCGCACGCGCAGUUGAGACAGCGCGUUAGGGGAAAGAUGGCGUUCGGUGACCCAGGCUUUGCGCGCAUGCGUCUUACUGCAGGCUGAAGCCGAACCUUAGGGACCCAGGACGCCUUCCUACACAUGCGCAGGAGGCUCAAUGACAGUCGAGCGUUGGCUAAGGCUCCAGGGGAAGGGUCUGGCCAUGCUGCAUGUGACCCGGGGGGUCUGGGAAUCCAGGGUCCGAGUAUGGUCCCUGUUGCCCACGCUCCCCGGGCCCCCCCGGGCCCUGUCGUCACUGGCGACCAAGAUGGGGGAGUACCGCAAGAUGUGGAACCCCACGGAGCCCCGAGACUGGGCCCAGCAGUACCGCGAGCGGUUCAUCCCGUUCUCCAAGGAGCAGCUGCUCCGCCUCCUAAUACAGGAAUUCCACUCCAGCCCUGCGGAGAAGGCAGCUUUGGAGGAUUUUGCAGCCCACGUGGACUUCUGCACCUUGUUCCACUACCACCACACCCUGGCCCGGCUGCAGGCCUUGUAUGACCCCAUCAACCCCGACAGGGAGACCCUCGACCAGCCUUCGCUUACGGACCCCCAGCGUCUGUCCAAUGAGCAGGAAGUGCUUCAGGCCCUGGAGCCCCUGCUGGCCCAGGCUAACUUCUCCCCACUCUCUGAGGACACUCUGGCCUACGCUCUGGUGGUCCAUCACCCUCAGGAUGAGGUCCAGGUGACAAUAAAUUUGGAUCAGUAUAUCUACAUGCAGUUCUGGGCCCUGGGCCAGCGAGUUGGGCAGAUGCCCCGUAAGUCCAGCGUGGGCUCCAAACGUGGCUUCUUCAGCAGGUCGCCCCCCACAGAGAGGAGGUACUUUAAGCGGGUGGUUCUGGCAGCCCGAACGAAGCGGGGGCACCUGGUGCUGAAGAGCUUCAAGGACACGCCGUUGGAGGGUCUGGAGCAGCUGCUGCCAGAGCUAAAGGUGCGCACAUCCGCCAUGCAGCGUGCCCUGCUCAACCUCACGCUCUUUGUCUCGGGCAUGGCGUUGUUCGUCAACGUGGGCAUGGUGGUGCUGACAGACCUCAAGAUGACCACCUCUCUGCUGCUACUACUCUUUGCUAUUUUCAUGGGCCUGCGGGCCUCCAAGAUGUUCGGACAGCGGCGCAGUGUGCAGGCGCUGGAGCUGGCACACAUGCUCUACUACCGCAGCACUUCCAAUAACUCGGAGCUGCUCAGUGCCCUGGCCCUGCGGGCACAGGAUGAACAUGCCAAGGAGGCACUGCUGGCACACAGCUUCUUGGCCCGGCUGCCCCGGGGCGCACACGGCCCGUCUAAAGAGACCUCCCAGUGGCUCCAGUCGGAGGUAGAGAACUGGCUCCUGGCCCAGUCAGGCUGUGCCGUGGCCUUCAACGGAACUCGGGCCCUGGCCCACCUGCAAGCCCUGACCCCCAGCAUUGGGAUGUUCCCACCCCCGGGUCUCCCCAAGCUAGACCCGUUGCCUACGGUCAUUUCCGAGGCCCCCCAGCCGGCACCUAGCAGUGAGGAGCCUGGAGGGAAACCUCCGCCCAGCCUGGCCUAGCCACCCGGUGAGGGGCUAAGCCCCGCCUCCUCCACGAUAAGCUGUCAAUCAAAGCUACCAUGCUUCGCCCCGCCCCAACUUCCACUUACCAAUGGCAGUCACUUCCGUUACUGGCCAGCGAUUGAGGCAGCCUACAGUUGCUAGGCGCCCCUGAACAGCCAAUCGGAGCUUCUUGGCUCUGCUUCUAGGCCACCCCUUAGUCCCAGAGUUCGGCUGAGGAGGAGUGUCAGCCAAUCACAGCCGUUCGGUGCUGCAAACCACCAGGCACCGCUGUUGAACUGUACUCUCCCGAGGCCGUAGAUCACUGUCUUUUUAGCCCGCUCCGGGCAAGAUGCCCAACGCGUCCACCAAGGCGGAGCCCCAGUCUGCAGCCAAUGGGAGCGGGUCAGCCCAGCUCUCUGGCCAACUGCCAAUGACAGCUGCUGGGCACUCCAUCCGAGGCUGCCAGUUGUCGCUGCAUAGGAGCAACCAAUCAGAACGUCUAAAGGAAACCUAAUCUUUCUGUCAAUUACCGCUGCUCAAAAGGCAGGUCAACUGCUGAUCAGCUGGUCCAGGCUCAAGGGGUUGGGAGCCUUGUGUCAGGCACACGGCCGUGGGUCAGGAGGAACCAGAGACCAUCCUCACUUCAAGACUCAUGUCCACUCAGGCCCCAACAACCUCAGGUGCCUUCCCUGCCCAGGCCCCUCACUCUUUCUGCAGAAACUACCUCGGUCUGGAUCUUCUACCAGUGACCUGUGCAAUAUUUAUUGGUCUGUCAAUUUCUCCCCUGUCCCCUCUCCCAAAGGAAUAAAUCAUGUUU
Molecule: messenger RNA, 2363 nt
Organism: Nyctereutes procyonoides (raccoon dog)
Lineage: Eukaryota; Metazoa; Chordata; Mammalia; Carnivora; Canidae
Gene: TMEM143
Product: transmembrane protein 143
Exons: 8
Coding region: 158-1564 (468 amino acids)
Cellular component (GO): mitochondrion
Source: RefSeq, a predicted model, not a curated record